Messenger RNA from Rotaria socialis, 2478 nucleotides. NCBI's taxonomy places the organism in Eukaryota, Metazoa, Rotifera, Eurotatoria, Philodinida, Philodinidae. The record is from the annotation of a GenBank genome assembly.
AUGACUGAAGCUAUUUUAGCCAAUCGCUUACGCGAUCUUGAAGAAGAAAUAAAAAUGGAACGUGAUGUUCGAUACCGUCAAGAGAAAGAAUUAACAAAUUUACGUAUUGAUUUUGAUGAAAUCGAACAACAAUUAGACGAAAUUACAAAUGCACGUGAUAGAGAAAUUGACAAUAAUAAACGUUUCAAACAAGAAAUUCAUGAUUUACGUCAAAAACUUGAACUUCAAUCGGCUGAAAAUGAUGAAAGUCAAAAUACACUCCGUCGCCGUUUUCAGGAUUCAUUAUCAGAACUUACAAGUCAAGUUGAAGCAUUAAGCAAAGGAAAAACAAGACAUGAAAAGGAAAACAAAUCCUAUAUUCUUGAAAUUGAAGAAUUGAAAAAUGAAGUUGAAUCAUUAGGAAGAGCUAAAAGUCAAGCUGUAUCAGUCAGUAAAGAACUCGAAGGAAAAUUAAUUGAAAUGAAUGGAAAAGUUGAUGACGCUAUUCGCCAAUUAACUGAUUCUAAUACAACAAAAGCUCGUCUUGUGGAAGAAAAUUUAUCAUUUAGCCGACGUAUCGAAACUCUUGAAUUUGAAUUAGUAUCGAUACAAACAAUUUAUAAACGAAUACAAGGCGAUUAUGAAGAAGCACGACUUCAUUUAGAAUCUGAAAUGGCUACAAAUCGAACAUUACAAUCAACAGUGAAAACAUUUCAAAUGGAUUUAGAAUCGACAAAAUUACAACUUGAUGAUGAAAUUGAAGCUAAAGUUGAAUUACAAAAACUUUUAAUUAAAAUUCAAGAAGAAUCAAGAUAUUUACGAGACAAACUAGAAAGAGAAAUUGAAGGAAAAAAUGAAGAAAUUGAAGAUCAAAGACGUAAAUUUAAUGCACGUAUUACUGAAGUUCAAGAACAACUUACUGAAGUUCUUGCUAAAGCAAGCAAUCUUGAAAAAGCUAAACAACGUCUUCAAGCUGAAUUAGAUAAACUUAAUGGUGAAGUUGAGAAAUAUCGUAAACGAGCUGAGGAAGCUGUUCGACGUAAUAAACAAUUGGAAAAAGAAGUUGAUGAAUCCCGUCAACGUCUAAAUCAAUUGAAUGCUGAACUUUCGUCUGCUGUACAAGCAAAUCAUAACUAUCAAAGCGAAUUACUUAAAGUUAAAAGCUUAAACGAACAAUUUACUGAACAAAUCGAGAUUAUCACACGAGACAAACGUCGCUUACAAGAUGAAAUGGAUGUUGCAUUAAAUCAAAUAUCUGAUUUGAAUACACGCAUCGGUGAUAUGGAUCGCCUUCGUAAACAACUUGAAGCUGAAAAAUUAUCAUUAGGAUCAGCAAUCGAAGAAUAUCGUGAACAAAUACAUAUUGAAAUAACAAAAUACAAUGUAUUGAAUGCUUCUAUUGAUAAACUUCGAAGUGAUUUAGAAAAGAAAAUCAUGGAAAAAGACGAAGAGCUUGAAUCACUCCGAGCAAAUCAACGCAAACAAUUAGAAUUAAUGCAAUCACAAAUGGAAGAACUUGAAGUACGUUAUAGAACAGAAGCCAGUCGUAUAAAAUCAAAAUUACAAAAUGAAAUUGAUGAAAUUCGUAUUCGUUAUGACUCACUUAAGAAAAUAAAAAGUGAAAUGGAAAAUCAUCUUAAAAAACUUCAAGUUAAUAUUAAAGAAGCACAAGAUCGUCUUAUCGAAGAACAAACAACACAUGCUGCAACAAGAGAACUACUAAAUGCAUCCGAAAAACGAUUUGUUCUUCUUCGUGCUGAAAUCGAUGAAUUACGUGCUUUACUCGAUCGUAGUGAAAAAGCUCGUAAAACAACUGAACUUGAAUUACAUGAUUCUGAACAACGGUUAACUGAAGCCAACUCAUUAACUAGUCGUGCCUAUGCCGAAAGAAAGAAAUUCGAAGCUGAUGCAAUGCAAUAUCAAGGAGAAAUUCUCGAUGUUAAACAAGAACUCAAGAUUAUUGAUGAACGGGCACGAAAAUUAGCUGCCGAAUUAAUCCAUCGUGAUGAAGAAAUUCGCCAUGAACGUGAAAGAACAGCGGAAACAGAAGCAUCCAAACGUUCAUUGGAGCAACAAUUACGUGAUUGUAGUGCUAAGAUUGAUGAAGCUGAAGCUUAUGCACGAGCGGAAGGAAAACGUAUUGCUGUUAAAUAUGAAGGACGACUUGGACAACUUGAAACUGAAAUUGAUUUAGAACGUGGUCGUUAUCAAGAACUUCUUAAAGAAUUACGUCGUAACGAAAGACGUGUUAAAGAAUUAUUAAGUCAAGUUGAUGAAGAACAAGCGAAAGUUCUUUCACUUACAGAUACAUUAGGCAAAACUAAUGAUAGACUCCGUGUUUAUAAAUCACAAAUCGAAAGUGCUGAAUCUUCAGCUACCCUAGUAUUAACACGUGCUCGCCGCCUUGAACGAGAACUUGACGAUGCUGAACAACGUGCUGAAGUUGUUUCAACAACAUUGAUUCGUUCACGAUCUGUUCAUCGUAAUGACUAUAAUUAA